Molecule: messenger RNA, 1092 nt
Organism: Ostrea edulis (European flat oyster)
Lineage: Eukaryota; Metazoa; Mollusca; Bivalvia; Ostreida; Ostreidae
Exons: 3
Coding region: 57-452 (131 amino acids)
Source: RefSeq, a predicted model, not a curated record
CAACAGCAGUCCGAAGGUCUCCAAGAAAACAUUUGAAGGACAAGAGUGCAUCAUGGAUGAGGCAUCUCUCCCCAUCAGAAUUAGAUUACUCAAAUGGCCUCCCUGUUUCCCAGAUUCAGAAGAGAAAAGGCACAGAAGAAAACACACCAAGAGCUGUCAAGCAAAUGCUUUCCAUUGCCUAUCAGAAAUUGAAGAGGAGACUUGUUGCGGUAGAGAAGAAGACGGGAUGGUCCGAGGAGAAGAAAAAUAAAGUUAGAACAUUUUUCCAGCUACCAAAUGCUCACAAAUAUAUGAGCAGUGAUGAGGAGGGAGAUGAUGGUUUUGUGUCCCAUCCAUAUUCCUGGGAGAGUGAGGAAUUACAGAAAGUUAAAGGAAGUCUGGACAAAAAAUAUUUAGAGACAUGUCCUCCACGUAGCAAGAGGUUAUUGUCCAAAAAAGUAGGGGGUCUCUAAGAGAAGAAGAGCCUCCUAAAUUGAACAUUAUUCAUGCAUGGACUUUAAACAUGUGAAUUGCAUGUUAAAAUAUGUUCUUAACAUGUAAUAUUUUUUUUUAUUUUUUGACUAUGUGAUGCAUAUGCAAUUUCUUUUUUGUAACACCACCUUUUCAUUUGUACACAUAUUUAGUCUUUGAAUCUGAAGUGCCACAGGGAUCUGUAUUGGGACCAUUGUUGUUUUUAUAUAUAUGUGUUAAUGAUAUUGCAGAUAUACAGAUUAUUUGCGGAUGAAAGUUCUCUGCAGCAGUCAUUCAAAUCUGUUAAAUUUUUCGAAGACAAUUUCAAUUAUGAUCUUUAGGUUCAGAAAAUGACCUUUGUAGUUCAAUUCUUUUAAAACAAAAUUUGAUACCAUUGAUACAAUAAGAAUUGUUCAAAUUAAGCAUAUAUUUACACAAAAUUCAAGAUAAUGCAUUCUAUCAUAAAAUAUAUCAAAAAUAUUUUGUUAUGCAUCGCAGCAUGUUUGAAAUAUCAAUGAUUUAUUGUGUACAAUUUGUUUUAUAUUGUUAUACAUGUCCAUAUAUAUUAACCACCGUUAUUGUGGUAUAUAAUCAUACAUUUGUGAAAAAUAGAAAUUAAUAAAUUGACUAUUGAUAUUUAAA